CGAUUCUGUUGCUUUACGGCGAUUCCCACUCAGCCUGAAUAUAGCCGAUACGAGAUCCCGACGCCAGACCUCAACUGACUAGACGCGUCCAGUGCCAGCCAAGCCCCGAUUCCAUGGCUUCCAAAUUCCCGCGCGCGCUGAUAGCGCGGAUGCAGCGCGUUCGUGGCCUUGUUCCCGGUGCCUAUAUCACCAAGAUCCCGCGGCAGCUCAUUCCUCCUCACGUGCAAGCUCCGGCUCUGGCUCCGGCAUUCUUCUCAACGAAGCCGCACCCCGAUCCCACAGCUCCGCUCCCAGCCGCUGCAAUGCAGAACACGGAGGCACGAUCACGUCCCAGAGACGAGCCUGAGUUCACGCGCAGGCUUGUCGCGUCCCCACUCGGCGAUGCCCACACAAUCAAGGACGCCCUCGAUCUGUACAAGCUCAACGACUGGGGCUUUGUCCUGUUCCCUUGCACCUACCGAUCUCAGGAGAAGUGGGACAAGUUUGCCGCCCUUGCUCGAGGGCACGCCCGCGACUGCUUCGAGAAGGCCGGGCUGAUGGACGCCUACGCUUGCAUGCGCUGGACCGUCUUCGAGGACCGGCCGCGGUCGACGGCGCUGACAUGGUCGAGACGAGCCGCCGGUUCGUCGACUGGGUGGAACGGGGGCCGGGCGGCCGGGAGCUCAGUGUGUUCUCGCCAUACCCUCCUGACACGCCGAGGCACGGUUGCUUCUUGCACGUCGACGAGGAGAGCCUGGAGAGCGUAGUAGACGACGUGAGGGCGAGGGAGAAGGGCGGAUACUUUUGUAUGGUGGUGAGGGCGGACCAUGUGAUCUUAAGCGGGAUAGAGGGUCGAGGGAAGGGUGAGUAUUUCUUGGAGGGGCGGAGACUGGAGGAGGACGGAAUGGACGAGAUGAACAAGCGCGUCAAGAUCGAUGACCUAAUUGGUUUGU
Parathielavia appendiculata is the source of this 932-nucleotide messenger RNA. RefSeq lists its product as uncharacterized. The record is from RefSeq and is a predicted model, not a curated record. The coding region runs from base 114 to 746 and encodes 210 amino acids. The transcript is spliced from 2 exons. NCBI's taxonomy places the organism in Eukaryota, Fungi, Ascomycota, Sordariomycetes, Sordariales, Chaetomiaceae.